AUGAAGUCGGUCAGUACUCCGUACUUUAUACUAUUAAUGAUAAUAAUAGUUUUACAACGUUUGCCAAAGGAAAAUAGCCGUACGACAAGGCCACUGGAAGCUAUUUGUGAAUAUGAUAGUCGUGUACUGUGUCCAGAAUGUUUCUCAAUCUUACCAAAGUGUGAUGAUUUCCAUAAACUGUUCGUGCCGCAAACGGAAAGCCUUUUCAAUAGAAUCAACAGUAUGUUUAAUUCACACACGACCAGGAUUGGUACGUUUCGAAAACAGAAUAAUCCAGCUGUAUUGAAACAUAUCAACCGUGGUGAAGCAAUAGAAAAAUUAUUAAAAGAAUUUUGCGAGUGGCAUCCACAACCAAAACAACACUGCACUUCUUGGAAACGCAAUGGUAGCGUAGAGGAAGCGAAAGAGUUCAUCAAAGAAUCAAUACUAGAUACUACACGAAUUGAAGGCUGCAUCUUUUGUCCAACCAGUGGCAAUAGGCAAACAUUGCGACGGUUUUUAGCUUUAUUCGAGCCGUCAGACAAUGAAUUGUGGAAUCUUUUUGCCAUACGCACAAACGUAGAGCCGCUGCUCCUUAAACUGUUCUCAACGUAUGAUAGUCCUUUUUAUGUACCAAAGCUUUUGGACGUGGUCGGUUUUUCAUUCGUUGAAAGUUACCAAGGACAGACGCUCGAACAUUUUUACGAACAUCCACUAGCCACCCGCAUGUUAAUUGCUUCUAAACUAAUAAAAGCGGCAUUUAGAUUCACCGAAGGUAUUCAUGGAUUUCGUAUCUACCUUACCGACAUUAAUCCAGACAACGUGGUAGCGGACGUUAAAGACAAAGGCAAAACCGUUAGGGUGUCCAUCGUUGAUCUAGAUAAUGUUAUUAUAUUGGAUAGCCGGUCUAAAACAUUUUCUACCCGUCAUAACACAUAUCACGUUCACGGUAGAAUCGAAUGCAACGGAUGUUUCGCCUAUGUCCAGGAAGAUGUUUGCCGUUACCCUAACAGCGACUUGAAUUUUUUUGCUACAUGUCAGUUACUGUUAGAAAAUUUAAACGGAAACUACGCUGCUGGACUGCUUCACAAUGAUCAUAGUAAAGGAUUAGAUCAACCGAUGCUGCCACAUCGCGAAGAAGCUGCGCAAAAUCUACACAAUCUGCUGGAGGAGUGCGUUCACUGUCAACCACCUAAUUGCCGAAACAGAUCGCGCAUUUUACAGGAUGUACUAAACAUCAUAGACCAGACAGUAUCGCAAUUAUAA
Molecule: messenger RNA, 1245 nt
Organism: Anopheles marshallii
Lineage: Eukaryota; Metazoa; Arthropoda; Insecta; Diptera; Culicidae
Exons: 3
Coding region: 1-1245 (414 amino acids)
Source: RefSeq, a predicted model, not a curated record